This is a messenger RNA of Spinacia oleracea (spinach), 600 nucleotides long. RefSeq lists its product as uncharacterized. Bases 1 to 600 code for a protein of 199 amino acids. The record is from RefSeq and is a predicted model, not a curated record. Lineage: Eukaryota; Viridiplantae; Streptophyta; Magnoliopsida; Caryophyllales; Amaranthaceae. Gene Ontology annotation, molecular function: RNA-DNA hybrid ribonuclease activity; nucleic acid binding. The transcript has 2 exons.
AUGGCAAGUCCACAACAGCUUGCUACUAGCUUCACAAAACUAGUGCAGGAUUAUAUGGAGUAUGCGCAGCAAGUAUUCAUUAAACCAGUGCACGCUGCUUUGGCUGGUCCUGCAAGCUGGUCUCCGCCGCCUACUGGACGCGUCAAGAUUAAUACUGAUGCUCACCUGAUGAACGGAGGGGGAGUGAGUCUGGGUGUUGUGCUACGGGAUGCUCAGGGGCAGAUUAUUGCAACAGGAGUUAAGAGAAUUCAAGCACGAUGGGAGGUGGAACAAGCAGAGGUUGCAGGAGUAAAAUUUGGUAUGCAAGUGGCCAGAAGGAUGGGACAUGUAGAGAUGAUGGUGGAAAGUGAUGCACUGACAGUGGUGCGGUCUAUCAACAACAACAUUACUGGUUUUUCCCCUUUGCUCCUAUACUAUGAGGAUAUAGCCAGAAUGAAGCGUGAGUGUGUAUUUUUCAACUGUAGUCAUGUGCGUAGAGCGGGCAAUACGGUGGCCCAUCUUAUUACAAGAUGGAAUACCGAUGCUUCAGAGUUUGUUUGUUCUGAUAAUUCCCCCAAAAUUGAGUUGAUUCAAGUUGGAGGUGAAAGCUUGGCUCAAUAG